This is a messenger RNA of Diospyros lotus (date-plum), 2248 nucleotides long. Its product is annotated as L-ascorbate oxidase homolog. Gene Ontology annotation, molecular function: oxidoreductase activity; copper ion binding. Lineage: Eukaryota; Viridiplantae; Streptophyta; Magnoliopsida; Ericales; Ebenaceae. The record is from RefSeq and is a predicted model, not a curated record. The coding region runs from base 325 to 1947 and encodes 540 amino acids. The transcript is spliced from 9 exons.
GAAAAGACAGAAAGCCAACGAGAGAGAUGAAGGGCAAAAAGGUUAGAAAGAAAGUCUGAAAGUGAGACUCUCAAUGGGAGAACAUCAAGCGCUAGCCUGGAAGCAAUUAUUAUUAUUGAUGUUCUACGCGAAAACGCGUGAAUCCACCUAAUUAUUAUGAGUUAUGAAUUACGAACGAGCUCAUUGCUUGCCACCCACCCCAGCCCCUGCUCCUUUCAAAUGCAUUCACGCUGCUGCGUCUCUCUCUCUCUAGUCACUCACUAUAUUAAACUUGGAUAAAAAAACACAGUCAAGGAAGAUUUGAUUGUUGUCUCUGCCUCUACAAUGCGAGGAGCAACUGCAUUAUCCCAUUCAUGUGUUGCUGUCCUGGCUUUCUUGACUACUGUUUCUCUGGUGAAAGCAGAGGACGCUUAUAGAUACUACACAUGGACUGUUACUUACGGAACAGCUUCUCCCCUGGGUGUUCCACAACAGGUUAUCCUUAUCAAUGGACAAUUUCCUGGUCCUAGACUUGACCUUGUCACCAAUGACAACAUAAUCCUCAACGUCAUCAACAAACUGGAUGCCCCUUUUCUCUUGACAUGGAACGGUAUUAAGCAGAGGAAGAACUCUUGGCAAGAUGGGGUGUUGGGGACUAAUUGCCCCAUUCCCCCUAACACGAAUUUCACUUACAAGUUCCAAACCAAAGAUCAAAUUGGAACUUACUCUUACUUCCCAUCAACUCUAUGGCAUAGAGCUGCUGGAGGAUUCGGAGGACUAAAUGUCUAUGCAAGAUCCGUCAUCCCUGUACCGUAUCCUAAACCUGCAGAGGAUUUCACUUUACUAAUUGGUGAUUGGUACAAGACCAGCCAUAAGACUUUGCAGCAAUAUUUGGAUUUGGGGAAAUCUCUUCCUAUUCCUGAUGGCAUACUAAUAAAUGGGAAGACACAAUCUACCUUUAGUGGUGAUCAAGGAAAAACCUAUAUGUUCAGGGUUUCAAAUGUGGGCUUGUCGACUUCCUUCAACUUCAGAAUUCAGGGGCAUCGACUGAAGCUAGUUGAGGUUGAGGGAUCGCACGUUGUCCAGAACAUGUAUGAUUCUCUAGAUGUCCAUGUUGGACAAUCUUUGUCUGCGCUAGUUACCUUGGAUCAGCCUCCCAAGGACUACUACAUCGUGGCAUCUACACGUUUUACAAAGGCUGUUCUUACAGCUGCAGCAGUGCUACAUUACACUAGCUCUCACAACCCAGUUUCUGGACCUUUUCCUGCUGCUCCAGCCGAUGAAAUUUCAUGGUCUAUGAAUCAAGCCAGAACCCUCAGGUGGAACCUGACAGCAAAUGCAGCGAGGCCCAACCCUCAGGGAUCAUUCCAUUACGGGAAGAUUACAACGACGAGAACAUUUGUGUUUGCCAACUCGGCACCUCUAGUCAAUGGGAAACAACGAUAUACCGUUAACAGGGUCUCCUACAUUAAUGCUGAUACUCCUCCAAAACUUGCCGAUUAUUUUAAUAUCCCCGGAGUGUUUAGCACAGAUUCUAUCCAAAACUCCCCCUCCGAAGGACCUGCAAUCCUAGCCACGGCUGUUGUGCCGGUCUCUCUCCACGAAUUCAUUGAAGUUGUUUUCCAGAACAAUGAGAACACCUUGCAAUCUUGGCAUCUUGAUGGCUAUGAUUUUUGGGUAGUUGGAUACGGUUCGGGACAGUGGACAAGUGCCAGUAAGAAAACGUACAAUCUAGACGAUGCUCUUACUAGGCACACUGCACAGGUAUAUCCCAACUCUUGGACAGCCAUAUUGAUCUCCUUGGACAACCAGGGGAUGUGGAACAUGAGGUCUGCAAUAUGGGAAAGACAGUACCUCGGGCAGCAGUUUUAUCUUCGAGUUUUCAACCCAAUCCGCAGCCUUGCUAACGAGUAUGACAUUCCCUCCAAUGUUCUUCUCUGUGGCAAAGCCGUCGGGCGGCACCCUUGAUAUGUGUUUGUUUAGUUAUUUAUCUGUUCACCGGCCUUCGAUUUUUUCGGUCACGAGGGUUUGACUGCAAGAGAUCUGUUGCUGCUGGCUAGCUUGGCUUAUCAAGUAGUAUACUGCAAGAUCUAUAGCUUAAAAUUUUCAGUGAAUCAUUGUGGUGUUAGCGCCAGUUAUCCAUACUAAUAGUAGUUAGCUAGAGAAACAAGCCAAGCCUUCUCAAUGCUGAUUAUGGAAAUCGGAGAUGAAUGGAGUGACAAUCAGAUAUAUAUAUAUAUAUAUCUCCAUUUUCCAAUAUAUUCAUGCC